Molecule: messenger RNA, 1203 nt
Organism: Brassica napus (rape)
Lineage: Eukaryota; Viridiplantae; Streptophyta; Magnoliopsida; Brassicales; Brassicaceae
Product: L-ascorbate peroxidase 3
Exons: 11
Coding region: 39-1085 (348 amino acids)
Biological process (GO): response to reactive oxygen species; cellular response to oxidative stress; hydrogen peroxide catabolic process
Molecular function (GO): peroxidase activity; heme binding
Source: RefSeq, a predicted model, not a curated record
CCCCAUUGGGUGGUUUUAUCUCUUUGGCUCAAACUUCAAUGUUAACUAAAAAACAAGAUUUGAUUACAUUAUCUUCCUUUGAACCAUAUAUUGUUUCUUAUAUAUCUUCAUCUCUCUCUCUCUCUCUCAAAAAAGACUUAAGAAUAACAAUGGCGGCACUCAUCGUUGACGCGGAGUACCUCAAGGAAAUCGACAAGGCUCGCCGUGAACUCCGUGCUCUCAUCGCCAAGAAGAACUGCGCUCCGAUCAUGCUCCGUUUGGCGUGGCAUGAUGCUGGAACCUAUGAUGCUGAAUCCAAGACCGGUGGACCUAAUGGCUCCAUUAGGAACGAAGCAGAGUAUAGUCAUGGUGCCAACAGCGGUUUGAAGAUAGCGCUUGAUCUCUGUGGUUAUACACAUACUUUGAGAUGGUUGUUGAACAAAACAAAAAAAAAAAAGAAAAGAAGAGAAAUCACAGAGGACGUGAAAACGAAGCAUCCCAAGAUCAGUUAUGCGGACCUGUACCAGCUUGCUGGUGUGGUAGCAGUUGAAGUGACUGGUGGACCUGACAUCAGUUUUGUUCCCGGCAGAAAAGAUUCAAAUGCAUGCACGGACGAAGGAAGACUUCCUGAUGCUAAUCAAGGUUCCAAACAUCUGAAAGAUGUCUUCCACCGGAUGGGACUGUCUGACAAAGAUAUUGUGGCACUGUCAGGGGCACAUACUCUGGGAAUGGCUCAUCCAGAGAGAUCAGGUUUUGACGGACAAUGGACUCAAGAUCCUCUCAAGUUUGAUAACUCAUACUUUGUGGAAUUGCUGAAAGAAGAUGAAUCAGAUGGCUUGCUGAAACUUUCAACGGACAAGUCUUUGUUGGAAGCCCCGGAGUUCCGUCAAUAUGUUGAGCUUUACGCAAAGGACGAAGAUGUAUUCUUCAGAGACUAUGCAGAGUCACACAAGAAACUUUCAGAACUUGGAUUCACACCAACGUCUACAGUCACUAUGGCGAUAACAGACUGCACCGCACUGGCACAUACUGCAGUCGGAGUCGCGGUGGCUGCUGCUGUUGUGGCCUUUAGCUACUUAUAUGAAAUUCGCAGAAAGAUGAAGUAGAUGAAAUAGAAAGAACGCAUCCCCCUUCUCUUCUCUCUGGUUUGUAAGCAUGCAUUUAAAAAAGAUAAUAUGUACUGAUAGAUUCUUAUAUUUCUGCAAUAAGAUCACACAUUGAUCA